This is a messenger RNA of Poeciliopsis prolifica (blackstripe livebearer), 2614 nucleotides long. Its product is annotated as neprilysin-like. Gene Ontology annotation, cellular component: plasma membrane. Gene Ontology annotation, biological process: protein processing; amyloid-beta clearance. NCBI's taxonomy places the organism in Eukaryota, Metazoa, Chordata, Actinopteri, Cyprinodontiformes, Poeciliidae. The transcript is spliced from 23 exons. Bases 119 to 2341 code for a protein of 740 amino acids. Gene Ontology annotation, molecular function: metalloendopeptidase activity. The record is from RefSeq and is a predicted model, not a curated record.
CGUCAAAGAGCGUGACAAAAAGCGUGACAGGCGUCAGCUCGGUCGCCAUGGCAGCGGGCUCGGUUGAACCAAAUUUAAUCCAUCAGAUGAUGCAGCCGGUGAAAGAUUAGACUUGAGGAUGACAGAGACCGAUACUCCAAAAUCAGCAAGGAAGCCCCGUUGGACCCCUCUGGAAAUGGGCCUAUUUACUGUCGUCUCCUUGUUCCUUUUUAUCAUUGUUAUCCUCAUGGUCUUGUUUGCCACCCAGUCAAAUAAAACUUGCACCACAGCUGACUGCACACAUUCGGCGUCUCGCCUCAUUCAGAACAUGGAUGCUAGCGUGGAUCCUUGUGACAACUUCUAUCAGUAUGCCUGUGGAGGAUGGCUGAAAAAGAACGUCAUCCCAGAGACAAGCUCCAGAUAUGGCGUGUAUGACAUCUUAAACUCGAACUUGGAGGUCAUCCUCAAAGGUGUCCUUGAAAAGAAGGUAGACAGGGAGGCUGCUGCUCUCACCAAGGCAAAGACACUUUACAACUCCUGCAUAAACGAGAAAUUAAUUGAGCAGAAAGGAGGACGUCCUUUGUUCGACAUGCUGCCAGAUAUCUUUGAUUGGCCCAUAGCUGUGGACAACUGGGAGACUGUCUAUGGGAAAACCUGGAGGUUAGAGGAUGUCCUUGCCAGGUUAAAUUGGAAAUAUGAAACUGAUGUCCUGGUUACCUUUAUUAUUGACAAUGAUGACAGAGACUCCACUUCACACAUCAUUUAUGUUGACCAACAAGCGUCCUUUGGCCUCUUGUCCACAGACUACUACACCUGCAAGGGUGACUUUGCAAAGGCAUGUGAAGUUUAUGAGCAGUUCAUGUUUGAUCUGGCAAAGCUGAUCCGCACUGACCGGGGAUUGAAAUUCAACGAAGCAGAGAUAAAAGCAGAGGUGAAACGAGUUGUGGAUUUGGAGAAAGACAUCUUUAUUGCCACUGACCCACCAGAGUUUCGGAGGGAUCCAGUGUUUCUUUACAACAAGAUCGAACUGAGGACUCUGAAUAGAAUCUUCUCUUUUGAAAUUGACUCUCAGAGAUUCAACUGGAGUUAUUUCACAGCUAAGAUAAUGGACAACGUGAACAUCAAGGUUCCCGAAUCGGAGAAAAUUAUCAACUACUCGCCCAGAUAUUACGGAAAACUCAAAAAUGUAUUAGCCAAAUACACCAAGAGGGAUCUGCAAAACUAUGUGGUUUGGCGGUUUCUUAUGAAAACAAUAGGGACACUGAGUCGAGCUUACAGAAACACCAGGAAUGAUUUCCUCAAGUUUCUGACCGGUACAACAUCAGAGGAUGCCGUGUGGAGACGUUGUGCACUUCUUGUCAACGCCGUUCUGACGAAAGCUGUGGGACGGCUCUAUGUGCAGGAGGCUUUCUCUGACAACAGCAAACAGCUGAUGGAGGAACUUAUUAAAGACAUUCGGGAAGUUUUCAUUAGUAACCUUAAUGACCUUUCCUGGAUGGAUGAAAAGACCAAAAAAGCAGCUGAAGAGAAGGCCCGAACUAUCCGUCAACGCAUUGGUUAUUCUGAAGACAUCAUGAAUGACGAAUAUCUAAACAAUGAGUACAAAGAUCUGAACUUCAGUGCAGAGGAAUACUUUAAAAACAUCCUGCGGAGCAUGGAGUAUCGUGCCAAGAAAUACCUACAGAAAUUGCGAGAAAAAGUCAAGAAUACGUGGUUUGUUGGAGCUGCUGUUAUCGACGCCUUCUACUCAUCCAACUUUAAUGAAAUUGUGUUUCCUGCUGGUAUCCUUCAACCCCCUUACUUUAGCAAAGGCCAGCCUAAAUCUCUCAACUAUGGUGGAAUUGGCAUGGUAAUUGGUCAUGAGAUUACACAUGGCUUUGAUAUCAAAGGUCGCAAGUUUGACAAGGACGGCAAUCUAAAGGACUGGUGGACUCCUGAAUCUACUGAAAAAUUUCUGCAAUUCUCAAGGUGCAUCGUUGACCAGUACAGCAACUUUUCCUGGGACCUGGCUAAUGGUCUACAUUUGAAUGGCGACAACACCCUCAGAGAGAACAUAGCUGACAAUGGAGGGAUUCGACUGGCAUACCAGGCAUACAAGAAAUUUGUGGAGAGGAAUGGAGAGGAGCCACUGCUGCCUGGAAUCGACCUUUCACAUGAUCAGCUCUUCUUCCUUAACUUUGGACAGAUUUGGUGUGAAUCCUAUCGACUAGAGCAAGCUGUUAAUUCCAUUAACGUAGACGUGCACAGUCCAGGGAUGUUCAGAGUACUUGGCUCCCUUCAGAAUUUUCCAGAGUUUGCCAAAGCAUUCACCUGCAAGAAAAGCAGCAACAUGGUCUCUGAGAAUGUUUGUCGUGUUUGGUGACCUAACGACCUCUGAGAUGGGCAGUUUUGUUCUGCUUUCUGCCGGUACGAUAUCUCUCCCGUAUAACUGCUGGAGCUCUCAUGGAGGCCUACAGGGAGAUGGAAGCUUCUCUUUGUUCUUUACUGGAUGGACCACAGCUGGUGAACAGGCAGCGCAGCAUCCAAGAUGGAUUGUUGUCCCAAAAGGAAUAACCCUCAUUGGUUGUCUGCUGUUAAAGUUUGUCUCUCAACCUGUAACACUGUUGUCCAAUAAAUCAACUCUCCUGUUCACUGC